AAAUAUUUGUGUAUUUGAUGCGAACAAGUCAAGUUAAUAAAUACUUACUUAAAUCAGCCUGUCAAGAUGGAGAAAGUCAUAGAAAAACAGCCAGGUGCACAUGUCACCAAGACCGACGAAAACCUCAAAGGGCUUGAAAAUAUUCACACUUUUUACAUCAAGAAAAAGUCAGGAUCAUCCAAUCGACUGGCCGUCGACGCUGAGAAACAAAAGAUAUUUUCUUAUGGCAAAAAAGUUAUCGUCUCCGGUAUGCCACCCGGAGCAGAAAAUAUGCAUAUUCAUCUGGCCACAAUGGGACUUUAUGACAAGGGUGGCGUGGAAUUCAUAGCGAUUGAUUUGAAAGGCAACAUCCGGUCGGGAGACACACUUUUGGGAAAAAUCGAAUGGGCCGAAGACAGUUGUCCUUGCUUUGACAUGAGACAAAUCACUGUCUCAAAUUGCCUCGACGCGAAAGAUGUCGUCAUCCAACCACAAACGGACCUUGCCUGCGGGGGUUGCUGCUUCAGUUCCGGCUUAUGCAGCAGCAUGGUCAAGUACGACAUUUUGGUGGGUGGUAAAACCGUGGGAACGAUGGCGGAAGAGGGAGACGGUCGAGGUCCCAAGGUCGUAUUUCCUACGGCCCUAAACUCUGCGACUAAAGGAGUCAUUGCCGUUUUGUCCUUCAUGAUAUACGAUUCCUUCUGGUAGGCCGCUGUUCGGGAGUGGAAUUUAAAAAAACAUUUACAUACUUAUUUGCUUUAAAAAUUAUCAUCUCUUGGUUACAAUGCUUAUUUACAUAUUUUAUCUUCCAAGAAUAAAAUGAGCGAUUUGAAGA
This is a messenger RNA of Folsomia candida, 814 nucleotides long. RefSeq lists its product as uncharacterized. The transcript is spliced from 5 exons. Lineage: Eukaryota; Metazoa; Arthropoda; Collembola; Entomobryomorpha; Isotomidae. Bases 67 to 687 code for a protein of 206 amino acids. The record is from RefSeq and is a predicted model, not a curated record.